AUGGCAGGGAGAAUACGCGAAGUAUGGGCGGAGAACCUCGAGGUGGAGAUGGCCCUGCUGCGCGAGACCAUCGAAACGUACCCCUAUGUUGCCAUGGACACCGAAUUCCCUGGUAUCGUGGCUCGACCAAUAGGCACAUUCAAGGGCUCCUCGGAUUAUCACUACCAGACGCUGCGCUGCAAUGUGGACCUGCUCAAGCUCAUCCAGCUUGGCAUCACACUCUGCGAUGAGAACGGCAACCUGCCACCGGAUGUCUGCACGUGGCAGUUUAACUUUCGCUUCAGCAUCAACGACGACAUGUGCGCGCCCGACUCGCUGGAUCUGCUCACCAAGGCCGGUCUGGAUUUCGACCGACACGAAAGGAUGGGCAUCGACGUCGAGCACUUUGGCGAGCUGCUUAUCACGUCGGGUCUGGCGCUUUUUGACGACGUCAAGUGGGUCUCCUUCCACAGCGGAUACGACUUUGGCUACUUGCUCAAGGUGGUCACCUGCAGUCCGCUGCCUGCGCAGGAAGCCGACUUUUUCGCGCUGCUGCGGGUGUGGUUCCCCUGCAUCUACGACAUCAAGUUUCUCAUGAGGAGCUGCAAGACGCUCAAAGGGGGCUUGCAAGACGUCGCCGACGACCUGCAGGUCAGUCGAAUUGGUCAACAGCACCAGGCUGGAAGUGACAGCUUGCUCACCGCGACGACCUUUUUCAAGAUGCGACAAAAGUACUUUGACGGCUCGAUCGACGACUCGAAGUACCUCGGAUGUCUGUACGGCUUUUCGUCGAGCUCGUCGCACGUCAACGGAAUGGUGCACUACAGCCAAGGCCGGCCUGUGUCGAUGCAGAGCUUCCACGACGCUUCUGCGAUCCCUCGCUCGGUGUCGGGCGGGUACGCUGCUGCAGGAGGCUACGGCUCUAACUUUGGCAGUCCCUUCAAAUCAAGCCUGUCCGCCUCAACCGAGCGCUGA
Molecule: messenger RNA, 954 nt
Organism: Sporisorium graminicola
Lineage: Eukaryota; Fungi; Basidiomycota; Ustilaginomycetes; Ustilaginales; Ustilaginaceae
Exons: 1
Coding region: 1-954 (317 amino acids)
Cellular component (GO): P-body; CCR4-NOT complex; CCR4-NOT core complex
Molecular function (GO): nucleic acid binding; poly(A)-specific ribonuclease activity
Source: RefSeq, a predicted model, not a curated record